AUGGAAUGGACAGCAGCUGGCGGGAACGGCGUGUGCUGUGAGCUCUUCGACCGCCACCCCGCCGUUUUCACCUACGUGCACAACUACUACCACACAGGCAAGCUGCACUGCCCUGCCGACGUCUGCGGUCUGCUCUUCAAGGAGGAGCUAGCCUUCCAGGGCAUCGACAAGACCAACGUGGAGCCCUGUUGCUGGAUGACCCACCGGCAGCACCGUGACACCGAGGAGGCGCUGGACAUCUUCGAGGCACCUGACCUCAUCACCAGUGAGCUGCCCCCCGAACCCGACGACAAGGAGCUGGCCACCAAGCACCUGGGCAUCAAGGACGUUGGCGCCAUCGGCACCUCCUCCGUCGCCAAUGGCUCCCCCCUCGACGGCAAGGGUGGCCGCUGGAAGAGGCUCCAGUCGCGAAUGUGGGCACUCUUCCAGGACCCUCACUCUUCCCGAGCCGCCAGGGACCCUGAUAAUCGGAUACCCCAAGACGCAGCUUACUUAGCUUGGGUGUAA
Rhineura floridana is the source of this 507-nucleotide messenger RNA. Its product is annotated as potassium voltage-gated channel subfamily C member 2-like. The transcript is spliced from 2 exons. Gene Ontology annotation, cellular component: dendrite membrane; neuronal cell body membrane; axon. Gene Ontology annotation, biological process: protein homooligomerization; potassium ion transmembrane transport. The record is from RefSeq and is a predicted model, not a curated record. NCBI's taxonomy places the organism in Eukaryota, Metazoa, Chordata, Lepidosauria, Squamata, Rhineuridae. The coding region runs from base 1 to 507 and encodes 168 amino acids. Gene Ontology annotation, molecular function: delayed rectifier potassium channel activity.